AUGAUUCGCUACACGAAGGGUGCGUUCCAGACGCUCCUGUAUUGGUGGGGCGGCAUCAACAGGCAUCUGAUCUUGAAUUCCGUGCUCUACUUGCUUUUCUUAGUCGCCCUCUUCUGGGCCCAGUCCAAGUGGCCGAUAUUCCGGGUCGAGUCUUCCACAAGUGGCCUCUCGAUGCUGGGAAGUUUGACCGUGUUCCUGCUGGUCUUCCGCAUGAACCAGUCCAUGGCCCGGAACAACGAGGCCACUGAGAGGACAGACGAGAUGUUCGGCGAGCUGGAUUUUUUGAUCCAUUCAGUCUGCAGCUUCAUGCAGGGUGCCAAGGAAGACUGCUUGCAUGAUCUGGUGCUGAACCCCCAUCGGGUGCACUCGGAGGAGGAGAUCCGGAUCAUGAAGUUGCAUGGAGAGCUGGCAAGUAUGGUGCGAAUCCAUGUCGUGCGGCUAACCAUUGCCUUUGGCGUCAGCUGCUUGCUGUACUUUCGCAUCCUUACGGCCCUCGCAGAUGCCCAGGGCGUCCUCGAAGAGGAGGAUCUCGUGCAGAUCGUUUUUCUGCACAGCCGUUUGCAGGCUCUGCUUUACGAAGAGGAGAUGGAGCUGGUGGACCAGUACAUGGGCAUCUCCCGUGAGACGGAUGGCGCAGCUGGUUCGGAGGCAGAGUACCGGGCCGAGACGGGCCGCUUCCGCAUUGCCGCGCAGUGUUCCGGCCUGCUCAUGCGCCCGCGGAAGGCCGGGAACAACGAGGAGGAGGACUGCUGCUUCGUGCCGCAGAGCAGCGACAUCAUCCCACCGUUGCCCAAGGUCAUCCUCAGUAUGCUGGUAGAGACCUGCCACACGCCCUUGGCGCAGAAGUGGGGUUACCCUGAGCGUGUUCUCAACCUCAUUGCGAGCAUCUCUGCCGAUGCUUUGGACCAGCUGACGCAUUUGUCGGGCCUAAUCGCGCGACCCGUUUCGCUGGCAUACUACCAGCACUGCCGCGUCAUCGUGGUCAUCUUCAGCUUCAUGCUUCCCUUGGUUACCGAGGUGGGUGAGGACCGCAGACAGAGCCCUGGAAGGGUUCUCGGGCUUUUCGAUUUGUCCGGCUUCGGGAGCAAGCGCUUCCCGAAUGUCGCGGGGAGUCAGAGGAGGCAAGUGUUGAAGAUCUUCCGGGUUCGGGGAGACUUUGGGGAGGACUUGCUCGGCAGCAUCUUUGACAACAUUGUCUUCCCCUUCGUGAUCUACUGGGCUGCUGGGCCGAGAAUGUUCAGUGGCAAAUGGCUAGCAGAGAUGAUGGAGAACCCCGUGGGCGAUGACGACACGGACAUCAACCUCCUGCAGCAGCUGCAUGAGCUCGAGGUGGGUGCACAGUUGGCCAUUGAGCUCUGCGAAAACCGUCGGAGCAUGUUGAGGAGGACUUUGGCCAAGGUUUGCCCGAGCUGCUCGGAAACUUCGAAGUUCUGGAAGAACAAGCCGCCCUUGGUCCCGCCAAUCCACUUUGAGGACUACUUCUGCUGGCUUCCAAUCCCGGCAGCCAUCGCCGAAGGAAUGGUUAUGAAGCAUGGCCACGUGGACCACGUCCAUUGGGCCUUCUUUGAGGGCCACAUUGCAGAGUUCCGCACCUUCCUGCGGAAGGCGCUGAGGCGCCAUACGCCUGGCCGACGGAGCGCCUAUGAGGCCAUACCCCAAGAUGCCAGCGCUGAGGAGCUGAAGGUGUAUCCAGAGGCAGAGAUGGACAGCACCAUGGGCAUGAUCCAGCGCGACACCAACCAGUUCUGGCACUACCUCGCCUUCCGGCCCGUGCUCAGCGGCAUACAGGCACAAGGCGAGCUCUCGAGACAGGACCGACGGCUCUUCCCAGAUGCCUACAAGUCAGAGAUGGCUUUCGGAACCUACCGGCCGGGUGUCUACUUCGGCAUCAAAGGCCGACAUGCUGGCUCCUUUCUGCUGGGCCUCGCUUGGGGCUCGAUGGAUGGGAAGACUCUGCGCCACGAGUGCGAGUCCGGGGAGCUCCAAUCUUUCAACUGGCUGGAGCACGACGGCCGCAACUAUGGCCGACAGAUCAUCGAAGACCAAAAGCUGCAAGCAAAGCUUCAGACCACCUUUGUGAAGGAGGGCCACCAGAAGCUGCACGCGCGCGUGGAUGUCGAGACCUUGUCGAGCUCGAACGGCUCGAACGGCUCGAACUCGAGCUCCACGCGGCCCAUGUCUUUGUUCCUGUACUUGGGCGUAGAGUCGGGAGAGCACAGGCUAGAGGUAGUUUCCCAAGACUCGGAGUGGGAGGCGUGUGGGGACUUCUCCUGUAGAUCGCUGGUGCUGGCCGGCACCGACCCUUCGGGGCCCUUUCGGGCCCGGCUCUCUUUCAGGGCCCGAAAGGCGCGAUUCCAUCAGCUGUCGUCUCGUGUGCCCCACGAGGUGGAGAGCAGCGAGGAGGACCCUCCCCUCACAGGAGUGUGGGAUGCUCGGAAGCACUUCCAGGAGCACUUCAAGCGGGUUUCCAUCAACGCAAGCAAGGGCACCAAAACAAUCCGUGUUUUGCCCGACUCGGAAGCCCGGGACGCCAACUUCGCUGCAUUUCAGCUCGCGGGCCCCUUGGCCGGACUUCGGAUCGAUGCGCACGUGGCCUUCGGUUCCGCUGACCUCGGAGCACGCGAUGCUGAAAGCCUUCGGUUGGCGGAGCUUGCGAAGAGGAGCUCCGAGGCCUUCAAGACGCAUGUCGCCGAGGUUUUCCUGAAGCCGAAGGGAGCGAAGGAGAGCGAGUUGAAAGCGGAAGCCUUCGAAGGCGUGGCCGUGGCUCUCUCGAGCCUUUUAGGGGGCCUCGGCUCCUUCCGUGGCCGUUUGUUGGCACGCACAGAAGAGGGAGAAAAGCCGGUGCGGCUGCGGAGCUCGGUGCUCUUCUCCGGAGUGCCCAGUAGGUCCUUCUUUCCCAGGGGCUUCCUGUGGGAUGAGGGCUUCCACGGCUUGUUGUUGGCCCGGUGGCAACCGCGGAUCUUCCUGGAGGUGCUGGGGCAUUGGCUGGAGCUUCAGCAGGAAAACGGCUGGAUCCCUCGUGAAGUGCCCUUAGGAGCAGAGCAAGAGAGGCGAGUGCCCAAGCAGUUCUUGACGCAGGAUUCCAAGGUCGCGAACCCUCCCAGCUUCCUCCUUCCCCUCUCCUGGCUCCUUUCCGUCGAAGAUGAGAAGCUUGCAAAGCAAGCCGGGCUUUCCAAGAAGGAGCUCCGAGAUCUGGUGCUGUCCUUCAGCGCUCAAGCGCUGCCCAGGCUGGGAGCCUGGUUUGCCUUCCUGGAAAGGAGCCAGAAGUCUUCGCACCCCUCGAAAUGCUUCCGCUGGCAGGGCCGCACGGCUGCACAUUGCUUGGCCAGCGGCUUGGACGACUACCCUCGUGGUUUGCUGGUGAACGAGGACGAGUGUCACCUGGACUUACAGAGUUGGAUGGCCCUCUUCGCAAGGACGCUGGCCCGGCUCUGCCAGCACCUCGCAGAAGGAGAAGGAUCUUCGGCCUUGAGCAAAGAGGCAAACAGUGCCUGGUGCGUUGUGCCUCGAUGGUCCGAGCGGGCAGCGGCCUUGAAUGCGAGCCUCUUUGAGGUUUUCGUGGACCCCAAGGCCCCGAAAAACGCUCCCUUGGCAGACUUCCUUGGCCUUCAGCCGGUCGAGCGCAGUGGGAAGGUCCGGGUGUUGCCGCCCUGGCGAUCCGAUGGGCGAUGUGGCCCGCAGUUCCCGGUGGCCGGGUCUCCAGGGGAGUGCGACCCGUACGGAGGCGCGCCCUGCUGCUCGCCUUCUGGCUGGUGCGGCGGAUCCCCCGACUUCUGCGAGUGUCCCGGCUGCAGGCGCUUCGCGAAGCUCGAGGAGCGAAGUCAGACGACGGCCAUGGCCUUCGCCAAGGCCUUCUCGCCGCACCUGGGCUACGUCUCGCUCUUCCCUCUUUUGUUGGGACAUCAGCCCUGCGACCACCCCAGAGCCGCCAAGCUGCUGAAAGCCUUGGCGCCGAAGACGGGGGAGCUUUGGAGCCCCUUCGGCGUCAGGUCGCUCUCUCGCAAGGACCCCUUGAACCGGCAGGGCGAGGAUUACUGGCGUGGGAAGAUUUGGGCGAACUUGAACUAUCUGAGCCUCUCCGCACUUCAGAGGUGCUCUCGGGAGCUACCGGAGGCCAGAGACGCCUUCGACUCCCUGAAGAAGGGCUUCGUGGGUGUUGUCCUGAAAGCUUUGCAGGAGCAACGCUUCUUAAUGGAGAACUUCGAUCCAGACACCGGCAAGGGCACCGGGGCCGCGCCCUUCGCAGGCUGGACUGCACUGGUGGCCCUGGUACUGGCAGACCUGCCUUUCACGGACCUCGGCUCACCAUUGCCAGACUCGCACAGAGACGACCUGUGA
Molecule: messenger RNA, 4338 nt
Organism: Symbiodinium sp. CCMP2592
Lineage: Eukaryota; Dinophyceae; Suessiales; Symbiodiniaceae
Source: the annotation of a GenBank genome assembly